Messenger RNA from Saprolegnia diclina VS20, 240 nucleotides. RefSeq lists its product as hypothetical. Bases 1 to 240 code for a protein of 79 amino acids. The record is from RefSeq and is a predicted model, not a curated record. The transcript has 2 exons. Lineage: Eukaryota; Oomycota; Saprolegniomycetes; Saprolegniales; Saprolegniaceae.
AUGGCAGAGCUUCUCGCGGGCUUGGAGUGGCAAGCGCUCUUCAAGGCCAUGGCCAGGCACGUCUACGUCGAGCUCCGGAGCCAGCUGCGCACGAACGACGAGUGGGCCGGCCGCUUCCGCGCCGCCUUGCUGCUCGGUGGCGUCUCGGGCGUCGUUGCUGCCGGCUUGGUCUGCUAUCGCCGUCGACGCAAGAUGCUGCGCGCUCCGAGCCACUCUCGCUUGCACCCGGCCACCUCAUAG